Messenger RNA from Rotaria socialis, 273 nucleotides. NCBI's taxonomy places the organism in Eukaryota, Metazoa, Rotifera, Eurotatoria, Philodinida, Philodinidae. The record is from the annotation of a GenBank genome assembly.
AUGACAUUGACUUCUUCUAUCGCUAUGCUGGUUUUACUUAUGGUUGCCACUUCAAUUGAAGCUGUAUCAGAAUCGAGUAGCGAACCGGUUGUACACGAAGGUCAAUGUCCAUCCUAUAAUUCACCAUUUCAAAUUAUGUGCCGUCGUCGUGUUUGUCUUCCUGAAGAAUUAAUUCCACUAUGCAAAAUGGAUGGUGACUGCGCAACAACACACAAAUGUUGUCGUCCUCUAUGCUCAUGCAGAGUUCGUUGUGUCGAAGCUGUUUCAGCAUAG